Molecule: messenger RNA, 1466 nt
Organism: Mya arenaria
Lineage: Eukaryota; Metazoa; Mollusca; Bivalvia; Myida; Myidae
Exons: 6
Coding region: 18-845 (275 amino acids)
Source: RefSeq, a predicted model, not a curated record
GUAAACAUUGCGAUAAAAUGGCGACCUCCAGAGUGACACAGAAAUCUGUGUUAACAAAAUUUAGAUCAAAUAUCAUAGGAAUGAUUCAUUUGUUAGCAAAUCCAGGUACCCCUGGCUUCCAGGGUUCUGUUCAGGGCAUCAUCGCGCGGGCUGAGAGAGAAGCGCAGAUAUACAAAAUGGCUGGAGUUGACAGUGUUUUGAUCGAAAAUAUGCACGACAUCCCGUAUCAACACUCGUGCGACGUUGGGCCGGAAGUUGUCUCCAUGAUGACUUCAGCGGCCGUCAGGGUCAGAAAGGCAUUUGACUCGGGACCUGUAGGCGUCCAGAUACUUGCUGGAGCGAAUAACCAGGCACUCGCUGUGGCACUGGCAACUGGACUGGACUAUAUUCGCGCAGAGGGAUUUGUUUUCAGUCAUGUGGCUGACGAGGGAUUGAUGCACGCAUGCGCAGGACCGCUACUCCGAUACAGACGACACAUUGGCGCCGAAAAUGUCGCAGUUUUUACAGACAUUAAAAAGAAACAUAGUGCCCACAGCAUCACUGCCGACGUAGACAUAAUGGAGACCGCGAGAGCCGCCCAGUUCUUCCGGUCUGACGGCGUCAUUGUCACCGGCACUUCCACAGGCGCGGCCGUCAGCACCACCGAACUCAACGAUGUACAGAAGGCUGUGAGCAUUCCUGUAUUGGUUGGGUCCGGUGUGACGAUUCAAAACUACCAGGAAUAUAAAUCCGCUACCGGAUUGAUCAUCGGUUCAUAUUUCAAGAAAGGUCACCAUUGGUCAGAGGAAAUCGACGAAACUGUGCUAGCGGACUUCAUGGAUAUGGUCCGGUCACAUGAACAAUAGAACUCAUUUCCGUUGGAAAUUAUGCUGAAGACAGAAAGCAUUUGUUACAAAUGAAACUUUGAAUAUCCCUGUCGGAAGCUAAAAAAAUGAAUAAAAACUAUGUAUAUAACAUCGACGUGAUCUAGUUCCAAGUUACCUGCUUAUUGCUUAAAACAUUUAGGGCACCGGCUUUGCAUGAAAACUCGUAGCUGCAUUUCCAUUCGAAAGCGUCAUGAAACGAAACACUUCAAGUACAUGCUACCAACGACGGCACUAGUAACCGUACGUGUAGCAGGAACAUAAGUCUGGUUAUAAAACAUACCGAUUGAUGCCCCUUCAUCGACCGACAUAACUCUGGCUAUAUUACUUACCGAGUUAUGCCCCUUGAUCGACAGGGAAAAAGGAUAAAUAAUAUAUCCGUUUGUUUUAUUUUACCAAACUUUUCGUUAAAUUGUUUCAAAUGAAACGUCUUUAAAUCCGCUGCGCGGAUUGAGACGUCAACAAUGGAUUAUUUGCUUUCUAUUUAUUUCUGCUGCUAUAUGGCUAAGACCAGUAUGGUGGCAUUUUAAAGAACGAAUAAAUCAUUCAGGCAUUCUAACAAUACUUGAUUUUAGUAUAUGCAAUGAAGAAUUAUUAAUUGUU